Molecule: messenger RNA, 697 nt
Organism: Nymphaea colorata (pocket water lily)
Lineage: Eukaryota; Viridiplantae; Streptophyta; Magnoliopsida; Nymphaeales; Nymphaeaceae
Product: 40S ribosomal protein S20-2
Exons: 4
Coding region: 153-521 (122 amino acids)
Biological process (GO): translation
Cellular component (GO): cytosolic small ribosomal subunit; ribosome
Molecular function (GO): RNA binding; structural constituent of ribosome
Source: RefSeq, a predicted model, not a curated record
GCAUAUGAGCCGUCGGAUGGUCCGGUCUUAUGAAGAAGCCCUAGAACUGCCGAGUUUUGGCGAUCGCUGCAUAGGAGAGAGGAGGAAGCUCCGCCGCUCAAGGAGUGAACCGCCGCCGUUGGUGCCUUCUCUCUUAGCGCUUCUUAAAAACAAUGGCUUUGGGCAUGAUGAAACCUAUGAAAGCUGGUUUUGAAGAACCACAGGAGCAAGUUCAUAGGAUAAGAAUUACCCUUUCAUCCAAAAGUGUGAAGAACCUUGAAAAAGUUUGUGCCGAUCUUGUUCGGGGAGCAAAGGACAAACGGCUGAAAGUUAAGGGACCAGUAAGAAUGCCCACAAAAGUGUUGCAUAUAACUACCAGAAAGUCUCCAUGUGGUGAAGGUACCAACACUUGGGACCGUUUCGAGCUGCGAGUUCACAAAAGGGUGAUCGACCUUGUAAGCUCAUCAGAGGUUGUAAAGCAGAUUACGUCAAUCACUAUUGAACCUGGUGUGGAGGUUGAAGUAACGAUCGCAGAUGUAUGAGAAAUCCGAAGAGGAUUGUUUUUCUUAGCCUACUCUAGAGGCUUACUGAAGAAUGUAUUGGAAGGACUCUGAGGAGAGCGAGUUUGGUUUUUGCCCUUUUUUACCUUUUGGUUUGUUUUGCCAAUACCUCGAUUUUUCUAAUUGGAAAUUAGUAAGCUAAUUGAGCUUUUAAUCUC